This is a messenger RNA of Oryzias latipes (Japanese medaka), 2765 nucleotides long. It is a transcript of the gene irx3a, whose product is annotated as iroquois homeobox 3a. Gene Ontology annotation, cellular component: nucleus. Gene Ontology annotation, molecular function: DNA-binding transcription factor activity, RNA polymerase II-specific; RNA polymerase II cis-regulatory region sequence-specific DNA binding. The record is from RefSeq and is a predicted model, not a curated record. Gene Ontology annotation, biological process: neuron differentiation; cell development; regulation of transcription by RNA polymerase II. Lineage: Eukaryota; Metazoa; Chordata; Actinopteri; Beloniformes; Adrianichthyidae.
GGGCUUCUAAACGACUAGAAAUGUCAAUCUGAGCAAGGGAGUCCCAAUAAUCUAAAGCAAUCUGUAAGGACCUGACCUUAGUCCAUCCAGAUCAAUAGGGAAGUGAGGGUGGAAAGAAGAAAAGGAGGAAGAAAUAAGGGGCGCAACCGGAUCGUUUACACUGGCUGUUCCCGAGGAAAUAUAGACUUCCCGUGCUUGCACCUUUUGUUGCGCACAUGCUCACACUGUAAAAGUGGAUAUCGAGGCAAUUUCCAUUGCUUUGUGAGGUUGCAGCAGACUUUUCCCUCUUUUUUGCCACCAACAUGUCUUUCCCUCAGCUGGGAUAUCAGUACAUCCGACCGAUAUACCCGCCGGAGCGCCAAGGGAUCGCCAGCAAUGCCCGAGCUGGGACAGAGCUCAGUCCGUCUGGCGCACUCUCCAACGUCCUCUCCACUAUGUACGGAUCUCCUUUCGCCGCAGCCGCGCAGGGCUACGGAGCCUUCCUCCCUUACACAAACGAUAUAUCUAUUUUCAACCAGCUGGGGGCUCAGUAUGAACUGAAAGACAGUCCCGGCGUCCAGCACCCCGGGUUUGCCCACCACCACCCCGCUUUUUACCCAUAUGGUCAAUAUCAGUUCGGUGACCCGUCCAGACCCAAAAAUGCCACCAGGGAGAGCACCAGCACUUUGAAGGCCUGGCUCAGUGAGCACCGCAAGAACCCCUACCCAACCAAGGGCGAGAAGAUCAUGCUGGCCAUCAUCACCAAAAUGACCCUCACCCAGGUGUCCACCUGGUUCGCCAACGCCAGGAGGAGGCUAAAGAAGGAGAACAAGAUGACCUGGGCCCCGCGGAACCGCACCGAUGAAGAGGGGAAUGUUUACACGAGCGAUCACGAGGGGGAGGAGGGGGACAAGAGGGAGGAUGAGGAGGAAAUCGACCUGGAGAACAUCGACACGGAAAAUAUUGAGAACAAGGACGACUUGGACGACCAGGAUGACCUGCAUUCAGACAGCAAACUGGACGGAAGGAGUGACUCGGAGAUUUCUGACGGCUAUGAGGAUUUACAAGGACCAGACCAGAGGUUUCUAAAGGCUGUGGGGAAGGACAGAGACGCGCAGAGAGGAGGAGAGCACUUCCACAGCCAUCAUCACCACGUUUCUAUGGACAUCAAAGCGUCCCAGCCGAACGGGGAGCAGCUCAAACUGAACCCGGCGCCCGCGGGCUCCCCGCCCUCAGAGAACAACCCGGCCCCGGCCCAGAAGCCAAAGAUCUGGUCUUUGGCAGAGACAGCCACGGCCCCGGACAAUCCGCGCAAAUCGCCGCAAAUAAACGGCAGCAACUCAGCAGGACCGGCCGCUCAGACCCUAAUCACCCCCCACAGACUCAUCUCUUCUUGUCCCAUUGGGAAAAUCCAGAACUGGACGAACCGAGCCUUUUCGGCGCACCAGCUGGCUUUACUGAACUCCAAUCAUUAUCUGGGACUGGCAAACCAGGCCGCAGCCACCGGCCUGGCCCUCUACAGCAGCAGCAGGCAAACGGAGGACAAGAGUCAUAGUUCAGAGACUCCAGUCACAGGUACAUGUCCCCGACACUGAGACGCGCAUGUGUAAACAACUAAAAAAAGUCCAACAAAGACACUCAUCCAAAAUCUGCGAUUCUUUUCUUUCUUUUGCCCCCACUUCUUCUCCUUCAUAAAUUUGUUUUCAUUCUUUUUCUUUUUCUUUUUUUUGAGGCCACACAAAUCAACUCUUAGAUGACAGUGUGUGCAUGUGUGUGUGUGUGUGUGUGUGUGUGCGUGUGUGUGUGUGUGUGUGUGUGUGUAUGUGUGUGUGUGUGUCUGUUUAGAAAAAUAUUUUGGACAAUUUAGAAAGAACAAUUAAUUUAAGUAAUAAAAAAACAUUUCCCGUUUAAAUGUUGGUUAAACAUAACACUUCUGUUUUAAUUGAUGUUUUCCACGAAUCCCUGCAUACUUAAAACAAACUGAAUAAACACCAUGAUGGAAAAAGAUUUUACAUUUCUUACAGUUUCCAAACGAUCUAGUGCCUUGGAAGCAGGUUGUAGGGGGAAAACAGCUUUUACACCCCGUUCAGAGACUGUGACGCUGUCAGUUAAUGACAAAUUUUGAAUUUUAAUAUUAACGUCCUUUGAAAGUUUCUAAUUUUAAAUGCCGCCUUUACCCAAACGAAGUUGGGUCUUGGAAGUUCUGGAUCCCUGCGCGCGCGCGCUGGUGUUAUUUUGGAAAGGCCUGCGUCAGUCCUGACUCGUUCGGUCAUGCAAAUGAGCUCGCCACUAAUUCAAGCUUCAUUUUGAAAGGCAACAGUCACUUUUAGAUCACUUUGUGUUUUAGCUCUUCUCAGAACCUUUUAGGGGUGGAUUUCUUUUCAUUUUUCAAUGUUUUUAUUUUAUUUUAAUGCAUUCAUUUGUCCCCUUCUUCUGUGAUUAUUUUAGGCCUCAAUUAUCGUUUAUUUCCCGUCACCUUUGUGCUUUGUUUCUCCUCUUCCUUUAAUUUGAAUUGAAAUAUGGAAUGUAAAAUAAGAAUUAUACACCUCUGUAUAUCCUACUUACAUUGUAAGCAUGUCCUGUGUAAAAUUGCUAAUGUAAUAAUGUAUGAACUUGUAGUCUGUGCGUUUUCUUUCUUUAUUUUGUCCCUUUUUUGUAAGUUCUGUGAGGAUUCGAUGUUAAAAUGUUUUGUAUAUAAAGUUAAGAAUAUGUACAUACUUGUGAACCAAAUUGUACAAGAAAGUCUAUAUUUUGGCUAAUAAAUGAACUGCUGCAACUUAAAGAAA